AUGGCCACAACUUCAGUACGUGUCGCUUUAAGAGUCAGACCACUCAAUAGCAAAGAGACUUUACAAAAUUGCAGCGAAUGUUUAACGAUAAUACCAGACGCACCACAAAUUCUCAUUGGAACCGACCGUUCUUUCACAUUCGAUUAUGUAUUCCCAUCAGAAACAGAGCAAGAAGACGUCUUCCAAGACUGUGCACGCCCAUUACUUGAUAAAUUAGUCGAAGGUCAAACCGGUAGUGGCAAAACAUAUAGCAUGGGUACCGCUUUAGACGGGUCAGACAUACCGCCCGAACAUCAAGGGAUCGUCCCACGUGCCAUAUAUAGAUUAUUUGAUGAUCUAAACGAACGAAAAGCAAAUAACCCUUCUUAUGAAUUCGAAGUUCUCGUAUCUUUCCUAGAAUUAUAUAAUGAAGACUUAAUAGAUUUAUUAAACCCACAAAACAGAGAAAAUCAUAAAAAAGGAAAGAGCGAUUUGAUGAUAAGAGAAGACGCAAAUGGUCAAAUAUAUUGGGCCGGUGUGAAAGAGGUCUCAGUUUCAUCCCCGGAAGAACUCUUAGGUCAAUUACAAAAAGGUUCGUUAUGUCGAACCGUCGCUUCAACAGACAUGAACAUGGUGUCUUCACGAUCACACGCCAUCUUUUCCGUAAUACUGAAACAAACAAAGAUUGAAAACCUAGAGGAAAACAAAGAAAAUGAUGCUCCUCCCGCUGAAACUUCAUCCGCUUCAAAAAGAAAGAGCAAACAAAAAUCAUUAACAUCCAAAGUCAUUUCCAAAUUCCACUUUGUAGAUUUGGCUGGUUCAGAAAGGUUAAAGAGAACCAAUGCAAUAGGCGACAGAGCAAAGGAAGGAAUAGCGAUUAAUGGGGGUCUAUUGGCCCUUGGUAAUGUAAUCAGUGCGCUUGGUGAUGAAUCACGAAAGGUGACACAUAUCCCAUACAGAGAUUCAAAGUUAACGCGUUUAUUACAAGAUUCGCUCGGUGGUAACAGUCAAACGCUGAUGUUGGCUUGUGUGUCACCCGCAGACUCAAAUUUCAUGGAAACCUUAAACACACUUAAAUAUGCCAAUCGGGCUCGUAAUAUUAAAAAUAAGGUCAGCGUUAAUGAAAGUUAUGGUGGCAACUCUGUAGAAAUUAAUCAGCUCCGUGGGCAAAUCAGUCGAUUAAAGAUGGAAAUCCAAACUUUGCUCUCUGGUGGUUGUAAUGAAGAAACCGCUCACAAAUAUGAAGUAGAGAUUAACAAUCUUAAAGGAGAAUUGGGAAUGGCCAAAAUGAAACUUCAAUCUACCGAACAAGAACUCCUCAUGGUCAAAACCGAAAGGAACACGCUUUUAAUGGAUAAAAGUUUUAAUGGUCAAGACCUUUCGGACGCCGAUCGUGAACACAAGAUGAAAACCCAUCAUAUCGUUCAAUCUUAUGAAACUGAGAUUCUCGACCUUAAAAAUCAGAUCUCAGAUCUUCAAGCUGCUCAAUCGACUACUCACAAUCCACGUAAAUCUUCUUUGGCAAAAAGCUCUGGAAGGGAUAAGAGUCAUCAAAAGAAGGGUAAAAAGAAAAAGAGACGUUCAUCAUCAAGGAAAAGCAAGCCAAGAGCUGAUAGUCAUUUCCCGGUUUCCGAUGGAACUUCAGCUGCCCCAAUUGAUGGUCCCUCAUCCUCCUUUCAACUUCAACCGACCAGAGAGAAGCUCGAAAAAGCCAAGGAACAAAUCAAGCAGGGUCUCUUGUUUAUCAAGAAUGGAGGCUCCUUACAUGACGAUCCUCUUUUGAGUCAACUAGUCAAGAUGCCUUCAUCUACCAAGAGCGAAAGUUACAUCGACCAAAUGAUGCCAAAUAACGCCAAGGAGAAGAGACGGUCAAGCAGUGUAUCUUUCAGUGAAAUUCAAACAAUUGAAGUUCCUGCAUGGCAAGAAAACACAACACCACCAACAGCUACCGCUACUCGCCGCACCUCAAACUCUAGCCGUUCCGUUAGUUUCUCCGAUCAACCGAUUUCUCCUGGUUCGACCAAAUCUUCACAGAACAGCACUGGUUGUUCAUCUCAACAACAAAAUGCCAUCGCACUCACACGUAUGUUGCAUCAAAUUCAAGCUGAUAUUGCCGUCAAGGAACAACUCGUCACACAAUUGGAACGUGCUGAACAAGAAUUUACUUACAUGAGAGCCCAAUAUGAACAAAGGUUGGCAAACAUGCAAGAAAAUUUGAUCAACUUGCAGCGUGAAAGAGAUGUUGCUGUCAAGCGUGCUCAAAAUGCUGGCUCUGGUGUUAGCACUCGUGACAAGGGUUCAAUCCUUGCCGAACUUAAAGCUCGUUACGAACACAAGAUGAAACGUCUCAUUCAAGAAAUCGGUGAACUUCGUCGUAAAUACAAUGAAGCUACCCAAUCCAACAAUACCUCGAAAAAUCAAAACGAAACAAUGCUUAAGAGCAUGCGCGCUCAAAUCGAACAACUUAAAGCUGAAAAGAUGCGUAUGAUGAAACGCAUGAAGGAUGAAGCCGAACGUGUUCGUGAAAUGACUGAACGUAAUCAACGUGAAAUCCAAACCCUUCGUCGUAAAGAAAAGGCUGCCCAAGAACAAAAGAAACGUCUUGAAAGAACCAAUGAAAUGCAAAAGAUAAUGCUCGAAAAGAGACAAAAAGAAAUGUUGCAAACGGCUGGAAAACUCAAAUCAGUUACGACAUUGCUCAAACGAACGUCAACUCCCAAAGCAAUCUCCAAAGUUUUCCGUAAUCAUAGACGAAACCAAGUGGCAGCUGAAAAUGAUGAUGGCAAAGAGUCAAGACGAACCUCUGACGACAUUAAUGCUAUCCACGAUGAAGUAUUCGGUAGUGGUUACGAUAAGAAGAGACUUCUUGACGAGGCCAUAUUCAAAUACAUUAGUGGUCGUCAAACAUUAGCAAUGAUGGAUGAGUUGAUCGUUAAGCGCGAAAAAUUACAAGAGGAAAAGAAAGAACUUCUUGAAGAGCGUGAAAGAAUCAUCAUUAGCGAAUGUGGAAAUGAACUUGAUGGUGAUGCACAAGCUUUGGAUGACAAGAUUGAAAUGAUCGAUUCAGAGAUGACUUACAUUAAUGCUAGGAUUCGAGGUUUACAAUCAGAAGCUGCUAGAGGUGUUGCCGCGGAACAAGAAGCAAAUGAAAAUCACAAAGCUGAUGGUGAAACCAGCAAAGAUGCUGCCGAAAAACCACGAAAGAAUAGCAAGAUCGGUAAAACAGAAAAGAAACUCUCCUUUUCCUUACCAGAAAAUGCCACACCAGAAACUUCAUAUGACACUGCCGUUAACAUUUUGCGAAGUUUGGAUUCAUACGAAACUCAAGCAGUAUUGGAAUCAUUCUUUAAAGACAUUGUUGACCUUCGAACUGGGGAUUGGUCACGUCAAAUGACACUCGCUCAACAAGAUAAACAAAUCAACGACUUGAGAAAGACAUUAUUGGCCAUGCGAAGAGCUGCAGUGCUUACAACGGUUGAAUAUGAAAAGAAAAACAAAGGACUCGAAGAAGCUCUUCGACGUGGUGAAAGAGCACCAAGCCCAAUAACUUCCGAAAAGAAAGAAUUGCAAAUGGAUGAUAUCGAGAAUGACGCUUCAAACACCAUAUCCUUAUUUGAUCGUAUCUAUGAUCAAGCUUUGGCGCAAGUAGAAGCCGCGGUAUCACGCAGGAAUAGCCUUGUUGGAACUCCUGGAUCAAGACGCAACUCAUAUCUAUUUGAAAGUGAUGACGCAGCUUUCUUCUCUUCACCUGUAAAUGCUUCACCUUUGUCCGGGAGUCCAAUGAAUUCCGGCAAUAGGACAAGUUUUUCGAGACCACCAAUCCCCUCCGGAUGGUUAAAUCUUCAACCUCGUGAAAAGGGUGUAGUUGAAUCCAAUGAGGCUCCAAACGUCUCAUCUUCAGCCACAAAGAGAAAAGACUCUAGUGAAUCUAACGGCAGCAAUUCCGGUAGUAGCAAUAAUGUAAAGAGAAGAAGUUCAAAUGGGCGAAGAUUAAAAAGACCAACCAAUAGCUCUUCCCAUAGUUCUUCAAAUCCAUCAACACCAAAAGAUGAGAACGUUCCAUCAAAUGUUACAACCACAGUUUCAAUGGAUGUUGGUAGUAGCCAUGAGCACCCACGUGUGCCUUUACCCUUAGAAAGAACGAGAUCUGGGGGUCUAGCAUCAAAUUCACGACGGGGAUCACUUCAGUCCUCCAUCUUACAUAGUCGACAAAAUAGUUCAACAAGCAUGGGCUUCUAUGCAGAAUCAGGAAACGAUGGACCACGAGAUAGUGGAUACUUUAGCAGCGCUGAUAAGCGAAGAUCGCACAGCAGUAUGGCGAGACGAGGUUCCAAAGAUAUUACAGCAGCAUAUCAUAUGCGUCAAAGUUCAAAUGGACACGACAGUGAUGCAGAAAGUGUGACUAGCAUGACCAGUGAACAACGAGCAUCAUUAGCACAUCAUACACAUACAAGGUCAGAAACACCGACAGGCGAUAACGUAUUUGAUCGUUUAUCAAAGAGUCAAACACAUUCAAGUUCAGCAAAAAAUUCACCAACAAAACCAACAAAGAAAGUUAAGGAGGAGUAUCAUGGCGAGAGGCGAGGUAGUGUACCAAAAGGCCAUUCCAAACAAGGCGGCGUAAAAGACGCUUUAGCGGCAUUAGAAGGAAGACGAGGCGCAUACGCCGAGACAGUAAAAACACAAGCAUAA
Molecule: messenger RNA, 4671 nt
Organism: Funneliformis caledonium
Lineage: Eukaryota; Fungi; Glomeromycota; Glomeromycetes; Glomerales; Glomeraceae
Source: the annotation of a GenBank genome assembly